GGGCUGUACUGAAGAAGGUUCUCUCUGGAACGGGAUUGAGUUGUAGAUUUUAGUGUGGCAGCUGGGUUCUGUUUUAAGAAAUACUGCAUUAACUUUUUUUGGAGGGGGUGGAGUUCUGGAUUUAUGGAGAGUUUGGCACGUGGUGUCUGACCGUAGUGUUUUGAAUGGUGUUUACUACAUUUUGCGUUCAUUAUGUAAAGGGAGACUCGAUAAAGAUACAGUAGUAUGGUCUGGAACGUUGUGAUGAUGACUGCUCAGACAGCAACAAAAGUCGUGCUUAAAAGCACCACCAAGAUGUCUUUGAAUGAGCGCUUUACUAACAUGCUGAAGAACAAACAGCCGAUUCCAGUGAAUAUUCGGGCAACAAUGCAUCAGCAGCAGCUGGCCAGCGCCAGAAACAGAAGACUGGCCCAGCAGAUGGAGAACAGACCGUCUGUCCAGGCAGCGUUGAAGUUGAAACAGCUGAUGACCCAAACCCAACUGAGACUGGGGGAUAGCACGAAGAGCCUUAAACAACGGUUAGGUAAGAGCAACAUUCAGGCUCGAUUAGGCCGACCAGUAGGGAACCUUCCUCGAGGGACACUUGGAGGAAGAGGUGGUAUGGGCCUUGGUAACAGAGGGGCUCCAAGGGGAGGAAUUCGUGGUGGUCGUGGAGGUCGAGGAACAGGGCGAGGAGGUCUUUCAAUGAGAGGUCAGACUUCAAACCGUGGUAGGGGUGGAGCACCUAGACUUGGUAUGAGGCGUGGAAUGAGAGGACGUGGUGGACCUGGCCGUGGAGGAAUGAACAGAGGAACAGCUCGUGGUGGAAGAGGUCGUGGUGGCAUGACUGGUAGAGGUAGGGGUGGUUUUAGUGGACGUGGACGGGGUCGAGGAAGAGGAAGGGGAUCCACACCCAACAUUAACCAAGAACAGUUGGACAACCAGUUGGAUGCUUACAUGUCAAAAACAAAAGGUCACCUUGAUGCAGAACUGGAUGCCUAUAUGGCCCAAACAGAUGGUGAAGGAAAUGACUGAAAAAAAAAUCAUUAAAAGACUGAAGUAAAUGAAAACCGAUUUGUAUAUGUCCGUACUUGGAAUUACUUUGGUGCAAAAGAAUGGAGGAUUAUUAGUGUCUGUACUAAAUUCCCUGGAAAUUCAGUUUUAAUAUUUGUUUUUACAUUUUGAUACAUACUUGUAAAUAUCUAGUUUUUUUUUUAACCGAAGCAGUUUGCUGCAAGUCAACUUGAUGAUUUUACUGCUUAAGCAGUUCAAACAGCAUUGUGUUAUACUAGGUAUUUUAUUAGUGUGUAUUUGUGUGUGAACUAUACUCCCCAAGUGAGUACAGACUGCCUGGUUUUAACAGGUUCUCAUGACUGAAACACUGUCAAGGUACAGCACGCUAAGCAGGUUUACACAAAAAUGAGAUGUUGAAAUGUAUUUUGAAACUUCUGCUGUAAAGGCUUUUGUGCCAUUCUGUUUUUGAGAUUGUGAGCUGAACCCUCCAACUCUACCCUUCAUUUCAUAAACACAGAUUGAUAAAAGACUAUGUUUAUAACUUUAGUUUGUUCUGCUCCACUGUUCUGACUGGUUUUCUGUUACAUGAAGUUUUAUUAAAUAUUCAUUUGGUA
This is a messenger RNA of Protopterus annectens (West African lungfish), 1607 nucleotides long. RefSeq names its product chromatin target of PRMT1 (gene CHTOP). The record is from RefSeq and is a predicted model, not a curated record. NCBI's taxonomy places the organism in Eukaryota, Metazoa, Chordata, Ceratodontiformes, Protopteridae.